AUGGAUGACUCAACCAAACAGCUUCGCGAACGCAAUCUUCGCCAAAUCCGAGUGGUCCUCUCUCAACUUCCACCCGAUGUCGGCUCAGACACGAUACGAAUACUUGGUGAUACUCCAAAUAGUAUUCUUGAUCCUGAGGAUUUCCUAGGAUCCAUACGUCCAUUUGUUACAGAGACUGAGGAGUCCCUCCGAGGAUUUGACUCAGGCAAUGAGACUCGUUUUGUUGCCGCCAAAAUUUGCCGUGGGAAGCACUCUUACUUUAUACUCGACCUCAACCAUAGCAACUAUAACUAUGAAACUGCACAUGAAUGCAAAACUUUGAUUCCCAUCUAUGUUCUUCGCCUAUCGAAAAGGCAACCCACGAUCUUUCGCAAACGGGAGCUGGAUGAAUCCAUCGCGAAGAUCCUAAGGAACAUGCACAAUCUCCAUGGUCAGGCCCCUCUACCUCUGUUUGACAACCAUUAUGAUCCGUAUCUUCAAUACCCCAACCCGCGCAGCCCGCAUUAUGAGGUUUGA
This is a messenger RNA of Aspergillus piperis CBS 112811, 516 nucleotides long. RefSeq lists its product as uncharacterized. NCBI's taxonomy places the organism in Eukaryota, Fungi, Ascomycota, Eurotiomycetes, Eurotiales, Aspergillaceae. The record is from RefSeq and is a predicted model, not a curated record. The transcript has a single exon. Bases 1 to 516 code for a protein of 171 amino acids.